Molecule: messenger RNA, 531 nt
Organism: Jatropha curcas
Lineage: Eukaryota; Viridiplantae; Streptophyta; Magnoliopsida; Malpighiales; Euphorbiaceae
Source: RefSeq, a predicted model, not a curated record
AUGGCAGGUGCAAAAGCGGUUAGUACACCUCUGUCCACUAGUGACAAGUUAGUUUUAUGUGAUGGGUCCCCUUCUGCCGAUGCUACUAUUUAUAGGCAGAUUAUUGGAGCUUUGCAGUACUUGGCUAUUACACGGUCGGAUGUGUCUUUUACAGUCAAUCGUUUAUGCCAGUUCAUGCAUGCUCCAACACAAAAUCAUUUUCAAGCCUUGAAGAGAGUUAUGCGAUAUUUAAAAGGUACAAUCUAUUAUGGAUUAUUUCUUCGUCGACAUUCUGCUCAUAAAUUAACAACAUUUUCUGAUUCUGACUGGGGAGGAUCACUUGAAAAUGGAAGAUCAACAACUGCAUAUGUUUUAUAUCUUGGUUCUAAUGUUAUCUCUUGGAAAUCCACUAAGCAGAAGACGGUGUCUAGAUCUUCCACUGAGGUAGAAUAUAAGGCAUUGGCUAAUGCUGCAGCAGAAUUAAUUUGGGUUCAAAAUUUGUUAAAAGAUUUGAGCUUUCCUGUUUUAGAACCCCCCAGUUAUUCAUUGUGA